Messenger RNA from Manduca sexta (tobacco hornworm), 847 nucleotides. RefSeq lists its product as uncharacterized. NCBI's taxonomy places the organism in Eukaryota, Metazoa, Arthropoda, Insecta, Lepidoptera, Sphingidae. The record is from RefSeq and is a predicted model, not a curated record. The transcript has a single exon. The coding region runs from base 16 to 780 and encodes 254 amino acids.
GCGACGUUAAACACGAUGGACUUCUGUGAUAAAGUAGUUGUGAUAACCGGUGCUAGUUCGGGCAUCGGUGCUGCGGCUGCGUUAAUGUACGCUAAGCAAUCCGCCACUCUCGUUCUCGUCGGAAGAAAUGAAGCCGCACUUAGAAAUGUAGCACAAGACUGCGAAGCUGCCAAUAAAAAGAAGCCCCUGAUCGUUCCUGCGGAUUUAACUAUUGAUGAUCACGUGAAUAAGAUAGUCGCUAAAACCAUAGAAACUUUCGGAAAAAUUGAUGUUUUGGUAAAUAAUGCAGGCGUUGGAUACCGCGGAGGUAUUACUGACGGUAUAGAAUUAUAUGAUAAAGCGAUGGCUACCAACAUGCGACCGGCUUACCUACUCACCAGUCUCUUCACUCCGCACCUUAUUAAAACUAAAGGUAACGUGGUCAACGUUUCCAGUGUUGCUGCGUUGCGACCCAUAAAGGACAUUGAAUUUUUACCUUACUGCAUUUCAAAAGCUGCUCUUGAUAUGUUCACAAAAUGCUCUGCUUUGGAACUAAGCCGCAAAGGAGUCCGUGUGAAUUCCGUGAAUCCAGGUGGAACGAAGACUCCGUUCGUGGAAGCAGCAGGAUUUAGUAAAGAUCAAGCAUCACAAAUACAUGAAGGGAGGAAAGACAUAUAUCCACUGGGCAAGGUGGCGCAGAGCGAGGAUGUUGCUGACCUGAUUCUUUAUCUUUCUAGCGAUCGGGCCCGCAGCAUUACGGGCAGUAUUUAUGUCAUAGAUAACGGAGAAAUGCUUGUGUGAUAUUUUAUGGCGUUGCUACAAUUUAAGUGUGUAAUUGACUUAAUAAAGGCAUUAGAUUAAAAUCUUA